AGCAACUGCGAAAGAUUUGGAGACAUCUGCCGGCAUUGGCCAAAAAAAUCCCAAUCCUAUCUCAACUCUACUUCUCCCCUCCGCAGAAACGAAAAAAGGUAAAACAACACAUCAAUCAUUCUUUUGUAGCACGGCCCAAUCCCCUUCCUCCUUCUAUCUGCUUGUGGCUACAAAAUUCUCAGAAAAGAACCCAGCAGAGCAAAUACAAAUUCUUCACCAUGGGUCCGAUAAAGAUGGCAAUCUGGGACAUGUUGAUUACUUUCAUGUGGGUUUUUUUUGCAUCGACGUUCGGUUUACUAACUUCCUUGAUAGCCACUGCCAUUGGUGUCCAAACCGUAACGUGGGCUCCUAUUGUUAUCACCACUGUCAUCAUUUUCGUUUUCGUUUUCAUCUUUAAUAUUAUCGGUGGAUAUCUUGGUGGGGCUAGCUUUAAUCCCACUGGUACAGCCUCCUUCUACGCCGCCGGGGUCGGUGACGAUAGCCUUAUCUCCAUGGCGCUCCGGUUCCCAGCUCAGGCAGCUGGUGCCGUGGGCGGUGCCCUGGCAAUCAUGGAGGUGAUACCGGAACAGUACAAGCACAUGAUAGGGGGACCAUCUUUGCAAGUAGAUACACACACUGGAGCCAUUGCUGAGGGGGUGUUGACUUUUCUAAUUACCUUUGCUGUUCUUCUAAUCAUUCUUAGAGGUCCACACAGUGAAAUGUUCAAGGCAUGGUUGCUUGCCAUUGCGACUGUAGCAUUAGUUCUGGCCGGUACCUCUUACACCGGACCUUCCAUGAAUCCUGCCAAUGCCUUUGGUUGGGCAUAUGUGAACAGCUGGCACAACACAUGGGAUCAGUUUUAUGUUUAUUGGAUCUGUCCAUUCAUUGGAGCUAUAUUAGCUGCCUGGGUCUUCCGACUUUUCUUCCCUCCGUCACCGGUGAAGGUGAAGAAGGCCUAAGGUGACUUUAUAAAGUUCGUGUUGCCAUCAACAACAAUAGAUAAGCUCAAUGUUUAUGUAAUAAGCAGUUCGUUUUUCAAAUUUUCUAGUCAACUAUUAAUUUCUCCAUCAUUUGUGGAUAAUAUGAAUGAAACAUUCUUGCUGCGUGGCACCUUUUUCCGCCUU
Messenger RNA from Theobroma cacao (cacao), 1103 nucleotides. Its product is annotated as aquaporin SIP1-1. NCBI's taxonomy places the organism in Eukaryota, Viridiplantae, Streptophyta, Magnoliopsida, Malvales, Malvaceae. Gene Ontology annotation, molecular function: water channel activity. The record is from RefSeq and is a predicted model, not a curated record. Gene Ontology annotation, biological process: transmembrane transport. Gene Ontology annotation, cellular component: membrane.